Paramuricea clavata is the source of this 313-nucleotide messenger RNA. The record is from the annotation of a GenBank genome assembly. NCBI's taxonomy places the organism in Eukaryota, Metazoa, Cnidaria, Anthozoa, Malacalcyonacea, Plexauridae.
GCAUACUCAGUCUGGACAGUGUAUUACAAAAGGACGUCUCGUAACUAAUACACCAAAUUUGGCGCUACGUUUCUUUGCUGUAAUGAGUGAUAACUGCCUGGGUGUUGAAUCACAGUUCCGUUAUCUCAAUAACAGCGAGCUGUUACAAAAUAUCGAGACAGGAGGAACGUUUCGGCCUACCUACCAAAAAGUAUACAGAAGUCGUUUAACCUUGUUUUAUGCUGUAGCAAACAAAUCAUUAAAAUACCAAACCAGCCGUGUUAGUCACUUAAAACAGACGGCAGCUGGAGGUUUAUCUUUUUACAACGCGAAC